Molecule: messenger RNA, 549 nt
Organism: Acanthocheilonema viteae
Lineage: Eukaryota; Metazoa; Nematoda; Chromadorea; Rhabditida; Onchocercidae
Source: the annotation of a GenBank genome assembly
AUGAAUGUAUUUGUAGUAUCCAUAAAGGUACGUGUAAAUAGUCCAAAACUGGUUACGUGCUUGCAUGAAGAAAUUGAUUCUUUCGUGCAGUUCAUUCGGCAUUCCAUUGAAAGUGUUACUGCACCUCGUUUCUAUUCUCCACCACCAGUAUCAUUGCUCACUCAUUAUGGAACUCCACUUUUGAAUGCUAAAAUUCUAUCAAAAGAAGAAACGGUCAUGGCCGCUGUCAGAUUACGAAAUCCCAUGGGAAAUUUGGCAGAUGCAGCUUGGGGUGAAUAUUGGGAACGAAUGCGUGAAGAGGUGGCGGAUUCGGUAUCGGAGAUUGUGCUGAAAGCAUGCUCAUUAAUUAGUCGACCUCAGUACAUGCCACAAAUGCCUGCACGUUCAGAAGUGACGAGUAUUUUUGAUACGAGUUUUCUUGAAUGUCAGCCAUAUCUUUUCAGAGUAGUCAAACAUCCACUUGAUUCGGGUCAAAAUACGGAAAGCACUUUAAUGACGAUUGGUGCAUCUGCGGUCAAGAAAAUGUUGAGAGAUACGUUCUUGUCGUAA